Molecule: messenger RNA, 966 nt
Organism: Colletotrichum spaethianum
Lineage: Eukaryota; Fungi; Ascomycota; Sordariomycetes; Glomerellales; Glomerellaceae
Product: allantoin permease
Exons: 4
Coding region: 1-966 (321 amino acids)
Biological process (GO): nucleobase transport; transmembrane transport
Cellular component (GO): plasma membrane
Molecular function (GO): nucleobase transmembrane transporter activity
Source: RefSeq, a predicted model, not a curated record
AUGCUUGCUGCCGUGAUAGGGUCUGCUAUCCUCAGUGUCGUUGUCAUCCUCAACUCUCGUGGUGCGACCCGAUAUCACGUGGGCUUUCCCGUAUACGUUCGGGCUGCCGCUGGUGUAAAUGGCGCAAAGUUGUUCAUCAUCGUACGAGCAUCCGUCGCGGUCAUCUACUUCGCAACGCAGUCCUUCUAUGGAGUUGGUGCUGGAAUAACUUCCAAGAACUUGCUCGCGUUCUUCAUCUUCUGGAUCAUUCAGUUUCCCGUCAUGUUCAUCCACCCAACCAUCCUAAGACACCUCUUUGUCAUCAAAUCUGUAGCGACAACAGCAGGUCUGUUUGGAGUUCUCGGAUGGGCUGUUCACAUGAACGGAGGAAACCUGGGAAACUUCGACUUUGGCGGGAAAAGUUUGAGCGGUGCUGCCCUAGUUUGGCCAAUGAUUCAAGCCAUAAACAGCGUUAUGGCUGCACUGUGUCCAAUUCUGGUAAAUCAGCCCGACGUUGCUCGAUAUGCCACACGGCCCGCGCAAGCGACUUGGUCGCAGGCAACAGGUAUCUUGGUUAGUAAAGUACUUGUUAUGUUCCUGAGCUGUGCAACAACAAGCGCGGCUUCUGGCGUUCUCGGAAAGAGCUACUGGAAUGUCUGGGACUUGUACAAUGCCAUAUUAACAGAGUACUGGGGUCCUGGGGCCCGAGCUGGAAUGUUCUUUGCUUCAACUGGCAUGAUUCUUGCUAUUAUUGCGACCAAUGCCGGCUCAAACUCUUUGCCAGUCGGUGCCGACAUCAGUGGUCUCUGGCCCAGAUACAUCAACAUCGUCAGAGGCCAGGUUAUCUGUGCACUUUUUGCACCUCUUUGCGUUCCAUGGAAGAUCAUUGCCAGCGCCAGCUCUUUUCUUACAUUCUUGGGGUCCUACACUGUAUUCUUAAUGCCGACCUGUGGGAUAAACAAGGCUGACGGCGUCUCAAGAUUAUGA